AUGCGCCGCCCUCGAACACUCAGUCUACUAACGACAACCCCAGCCUCACGCCGCCUCCUGCUCUACCUCCUACCCCUCCUCCUCCUCACAGCCUUCUUACUCCUCACAAGCCCGAUCCUCUCCGAACCCUGGCACUGGCCCACAGACGCCCGCAUCCCACACCGUUUCAACCGCCCGCCGCCGUACUUUCCGCCGCCGGGACAUCUGGCCGAAUGGGUCGCUGAGGAGGAGGAGCGGUAUAAGGUCGCUGUGGCGGAUCGGUGGGAUCUGGUGAGGCAGUAUGGGCCGGGGGUGGAUGAUCUGCAGACAUUCCCGAAGGGCAAACCCUAUACUCUCUGGGACUUCUUUAUCCCCGCUUGGCGCUGUCCGCACUCUACGCAGCGCGUAGGGAAGCUAGCAGAUGGCGGGAAGUGGGUGUGCGGGAUGGAGUUGCUCGAGGCUGCGGACAAGUGUGUGAUAUACUCGUUCGGCGUGAGCAGUGAUUCCUCGUUCGAGGCCGAGAUGCUCAAACGCGCGCCUGGCUGCGAAGUCUGGGGCUACGAUUUCAGCGUGAACAGUUGGGGCCCCCAAAUCACCCUAAACGACGACCUCUCCCCGCGCGCACACUUCCACAAAUGGGGCCUCGGCGGCCUCGACACCCUCGAGCCCAACAAACCGCCCAUGUACACCCUCCGCACGCUAAUGGCCAUGAACAAGCACACCUUCAUCGACGUCCUGAAGAUCGACAUCGAAGGAUCCGAAUUCGACGCGUUGAUGUCGUUCAUCGCUUCCUUGGAGUUGAAUGGCGAGGACGCGGUGCCGUUCGGGCAGAUGCAGAUCGAGGUGCAUGUGUGGAAGCCGAGAGAUGGGUUCAGGUAUUUUAUGGAGUGGUGGGAGCUGCUGGAGAGGUUCGGGUUGCGGCCGUUUUGGUUUGAGCCGAAUUUGGUUUAUGUGAAUAGUUUGCAUGCGAGGCCUGAUGCUGUCGAGUACGCGUUUAUCAAUGUCAAGGGCAAUCAUGCUCUCGUUGCGGACUAA
This is a messenger RNA of Peniophora sp. CBMAI 1063, 1014 nucleotides long. The record is from the annotation of a GenBank genome assembly. NCBI's taxonomy places the organism in Eukaryota, Fungi, Basidiomycota, Agaricomycetes, Russulales, Peniophoraceae.